UAUAGAUAAAAACAAGCCCAUGAAUCCAAGCUCAUGGGAAUUAUUUGGGAUAAAUUAUGGAGUAAUGGCUUGGUUGGCAUGGAUGGAUGAACAUUGCCCGUCUGGCGAAGCAAGGCAUCUGCAUCAGCAAAGCUUGGCGCUGGCAAUGUUGCUCGACUUCGCCAGAAAGAGGCUGGGUGGCAAAGACAUGGAAAUGAACUUGAUUCCUAAAAUAGUGCAGUUUGAUGCCAACCGAAGAUUGAAAAUCCUGCCAGAAACUAACCAGAGGUGUUGUCUUGGUCACCAUCAGCCACUUGUAGCCAUAUUGAAUGCAAGGGUGGCUAUACAAGUUGCAUGGCCUUGGAAACUAUUGUAAAAGAUUGUUAUUUGCUGGCAGAAUUUUCCAAAAUCUUGUGCAAAGCUUGGGAAACUCACCAAAUCUUGUGCAGAUGUUGUUUUUAGUAGUUGCACUCAAGCACCUCCCCAAAGAUGAGAUUUCGUAUGGCUGGGGACAUUGCCAAAAAUCUACAAUUUCCAGUUUCUUGGCCAGAACCAACAAACUUCAUUGGGACCA
Messenger RNA from Rubroshorea leprosula, 553 nucleotides. Lineage: Eukaryota; Viridiplantae; Streptophyta; Magnoliopsida; Malvales; Dipterocarpaceae. The record is from the annotation of a GenBank genome assembly.